Molecule: messenger RNA, 2372 nt
Organism: Dermochelys coriacea (leatherback sea turtle)
Lineage: Eukaryota; Metazoa; Chordata; Testudines; Dermochelyidae
Gene: HOXA6
Product: homeobox A6
Exons: 3
Coding region: 1601-2296 (231 amino acids)
Biological process (GO): anterior/posterior pattern specification; regulation of transcription by RNA polymerase II
Cellular component (GO): nucleus
Molecular function (GO): RNA polymerase II cis-regulatory region sequence-specific DNA binding; DNA-binding transcription factor activity, RNA polymerase II-specific
Source: RefSeq, a predicted model, not a curated record
AGACCAAUCGGCAUAAUAUCUUCUCAUUCCAUAACAUUUCCAGGCGAGAGAAAGGAUAUUUCUGUAACAGCAGAAUAGAGGAAAUAUGUGUAUAGGUUGCUUUAUCAAAUGAAUCAUUGCAUACAGUGUAACUGUGUCACGUCAUGUGUUGAUCGGAGCUUGAACAAUAUUACAGACAUUUUUCUACAUACGUAGUUUAUGGAUGAAUUGUAUCUAAGGCUAGAUUUUAAGCAAUCAAUCCUACAUCAGAUCCUGAAAUGAAGCUUUUUCGAUGUCAAUUGAAGAAAAUAAGAGGAACUGCUGGAGUCGGCUGAAUUAAAAGCCUUUCUGUGCAUUUCAUCUGCUGCUGCUUCUGCCCUGGGCCAAGGCUUAUAUGUCCUCCAAGUAGAACAGUACACGUUAAGAUGUUUGUUAAAACAUCAGCGGGUAAUUAAAUGAUUAGAAACAACAGCGAAAUCGGUUUGCCUCUGCACGUUAGCAUGGCUAUUUUCAUUAGGAAUAAUUCUACCGCUACAAUUUUAAAAUCGUCGUUUCAGAUACAGCAAAAUACCCUUUUUGGAUGUAAAGAAAACAAACACGGGUAACUUUAUCUGACUACAUCUUGUCCGGGAGCUCUGGAAACCUGUUCCAACCUCUGCCAGUGACUCCUUUGAAACACACAUCUAAAUAAAUAAAUAAACCUAGGAGGCCACCAUGUCCUGUCCGAUCCAUAAUCUCCACUUUCAUUAUCUGAGUGUUCAUUAAUGCACGAGAUUCCCCUCAAUAAACAAAGGAGAAUAUGGCUCAAUCCGAACACAAAGGCUGGAUUCUGAACUGGGGCGAAGAUGCUUGGUGCUCAAGCUCGGGAGGGAAAUAUUAUUUGGGGGCUUUCAGUAGAUUUAGUUUAAUAAAUUCAUUUUCUUUGCACUGUGUUAAGAAAACAGAUAUUUGUUUACAAAGUCGGCCAGCUCAGAUGCCAUCGCUGAUUCAUUCCCCUUCCACGGAUUUUAAUUGCUCCGAAGUUUUCAGUUCUAACAUCAAUCAUCCUCUACCUUUCCCAUAGGAAUAUAGAAAGGACGGGGGUAGCCAACCCCCCGGGGUGGGGAGCGAGGGGGAGGGGAGUUCGCCGUGUGAUGAUUUGCAUAUCUUCCAGAGUGAAGAUCCUAACUUUGGAGAGCUGCCCCUUUUUCACCAGCUGCCACAGGACACUGCCCCUGGGGCGCUCGCGGCCGCCGCUGGCCGCACUCUUUUACGCUUUGCAGUUUGUUUGUUUUUUACAGUACCACUCCCUCCUCAUUCCCCUCCCCCCAACAUGUCCCACCUCCCACGUUCCCUUAGCCACGUUAAAGGUGGUGGGGGGGGGGUGUGCGUGUUGCCAUCCAUCUGUCGGGUGUGCGGGCUCGGGGUUGUUUGUAACUUUGCUGGCUCGGUCGCUGCGGGUCCCAGGGGAGCGGGCUCCACGUUGCGCUCCCAUUGGCCGCCGAGCCGUCAGCUGGUGCUAUUUGCUGCUGUCGCUUUUGGCGCUCGGCCAUCCAGAAACAAACCAGUUCGAUGACUACUAAUAGUUAUAGCCAGAUGUACUAAUACACAACAAAUCACAGUCCUGGAGAGGGGAGAGCAAAUGAGUUCCUAUUUUGUGAAUCCCACUUUCCCUGGGAGCCUGCCUAAUGGCCAGGACUCUUUCCUCGGGCAAAUCCCCCUUUAUCCAGCUGGCUAUGAUGCUCUGAGGCAUUUCCCAGCUUCUUAUGGGGCAACAAGCCUGCAGGACAAGACCUACACCUCACCUUGUUUUUACCAACAGUCCAACACGGUCAUUGCUUGCAAUCGGGCAUCCUAUGAGUAUGGAGCCUCGUGUUUUUAUUCUGAGAAGGACAUAAGUAGCGCCUCUCCCUCCGGCAGUGGCAAGCAGAGGGGACACGGUGACUAUCUGCACUUUUCUCCUGAUCAACCAUACAAAUCCGACAGUGUGCAAAGCAAAAUUUUAAAUGAGGAAGGCAGCGACCGGAAGUACACGAGCCCUGUUUAUCCCUGGAUGCAGCGGAUGAACUCCUGCGCUGGUACAGUGUAUGGAACACAUGGGAGACGGGGGAGGCAAACUUACACCAGAUACCAAACGCUAGAGUUAGAAAAGGAAUUUCAUUUUAACAGAUAUUUAACCAGAAGACGACGGAUUGAGAUUGCAAACGCUCUCUGCCUUACUGAACGACAAAUUAAAAUAUGGUUUCAAAACAGGCGAAUGAAAUGGAAAAAGGAAAACAAAUUCCUACAUUCCACACAACCCAGCAGUGAAGAAACAGAGGAAAAGUCAGGGGAGUAGAAUACUGCUGAAUAAAAGUUACCAGGCCUUUUCCUUUUUAGCGUUUUUUUUCUUGUGUUCCUUCUGCUACUAAAAU